Molecule: messenger RNA, 1194 nt
Organism: Dichotomopilus funicola
Lineage: Eukaryota; Fungi; Ascomycota; Sordariomycetes; Sordariales; Chaetomiaceae
Product: ammonium transporter family-domain-containing protein
Exons: 2
Biological process (GO): ammonium transmembrane transport
Cellular component (GO): plasma membrane
Molecular function (GO): ammonium channel activity
Source: RefSeq, a predicted model, not a curated record
CAGAUGCAAUUUUGCGCUGUCACUGCCGCCCUUGUCAUCGGAGCCACGGCCGAACGGGGCCGCGUCGUUCCCGCCAUGGUUUUCACCUUUUUCUGGGCCACAAUCGUCUACUGCCCGGUCGCAUACUGGGCUUGGGGUGCCAAUGGAUGGGCCUUCCAAUACGGUGUUCUCGACUACGCCGGCGGCGGUCCCGUCGAAAUCGGAUCCGGUGUCUCGGCCUUGGCCUACUCUUGGGUCCUUGGUCGCCGCAAUGAGAAGAUGAUGCUCAACUUCCGGCCGCACAACAUCUCGCUGAUUACGCUUGGGACGAUUCUUCUGUGGUUCGGUUGGCUCGGCUUCAACGGCGGUUCUGCGUUCGGUGCUAACCUUCGUGCGACAAUGGCCUGCUGGAACAGCUGCCUGACCGCGAUGUUCGCCGCGAUGACCUGGUGCCUUCUCGAUUUCCGCCUGGCUAAGAAGUGGUCUCUUGUCGGCUGGUGCUCAGGCACCAUUUCUGGCCUCGUUGCUGCUACACCGGCCUCGGGUGUGAUCACCCCCUGGGCUAGCAUCAUCCUUGGUGUGGUUGCGGGUAUCGCCUGUAACUUCGGUACCAAGGUCAAGUUCAUGAUUGGUAUUGAUGACGCCCUCGAUGUGUUCGCUGAACACGCGGUUGGUGGAAUCGUCGGCUUGAUUUUCAACGGUUUCUUCGCGGCCGACUACAUCAUCGGGUUGGAUGGCGUCAACAUGGGGGCCGCCGGCGGUUUCCUCAACCAUCACUACCGCCAACUUUACGUGCAGAUCGCUUAUGUCGUUGCGACGUGUGCCUACACUUUUGUGAUGUCCGCCAUCCUCGCCAAGGUGAUCGACCUCAUCCCCGGCUUACACCUACGCGCUUCGUCCGACGCUGAGCUUCUUGGCAUGGAUGACGACCAGCACGGCGAGUUCGCUUAUGACUAUGUCGAGGUUCGCCGUGACUACCUCGCCUGGACACCCGCCGAACGAGACCCCAAGGAGGAUGGUGUGGUGGUCGUGCCCCAACACGGCAUCGCCGGUCACCAGGACAUGGUCGACAGUGCAAGAUUGCGUGGACCUGGUAGUUCCUCGGAGAAGGGCGGAAGUAGCGCGCCCGUCACUCCACCGCCAGAGCCAGAGAUGUCGAGCAAGCCGGUUGUGCCAGAAACGAUCAAUGAAAAGCCCAACGAGGCAACCCAAUAG